Cylas formicarius (sweet potato weevil) is the source of this 1809-nucleotide messenger RNA. Its product is annotated as odorant receptor 30a-like. The transcript has 7 exons. The record is from RefSeq and is a predicted model, not a curated record. Gene Ontology annotation, cellular component: plasma membrane. Gene Ontology annotation, biological process: sensory perception of smell; detection of chemical stimulus involved in sensory perception of smell. Lineage: Eukaryota; Metazoa; Arthropoda; Insecta; Coleoptera; Brentidae. The coding region runs from base 6 to 1169 and encodes 387 amino acids. Gene Ontology annotation, molecular function: olfactory receptor activity; odorant binding.
AAGACAUGUUUUACGCCGCCAAAAUAGUGAUGAUCGUCAGCGGGAUAUGGCGGAUGGAGCUGCCUACCGAGUCGAAUUUUUGGAUAACGGCUUAUAGAACGUAUUCUACUGUAGCGAAGAUAUUGCUAAGCACGACGGUUUUUGCGUUGGGUGCUAAAUUUCCCGCACUGCUUGAAAAAGAUGCACUGGCAGCAAUGGAAAAUGCUUCACUCACAAUUGCUUCCGGAGUUGUACUGAUAAAGGCGAUGGCAUGUCAGUCACGAAAAAAUAUUCAGUUAGUCCGAACGGCCAGACAAGAGGAGGAUCAGUUGUAUACUCAUCCUAACAAAAUUUCUCAAGGCGUCUACAGUCGCCAUGUCGAUUAUUGCCAGAAAUUAGCGCUUAGUAUCGCUAUCGUCUUUUUCGCAACUACAUUGGCUUUAAUAGCACAAGGGGCACAGAAAAACUACGCAUUAGCCAAGACCAGCCACAACAAUACCGUAGAAAAGCCACAUAUUUUAUUGUGUUGGUACCCCUUCCACACUGAAAACUACCACUUUUACAUACUCGUAGACCAGGCGAUAAGAGUACUCAAUACGGGUACUUGCAAUCUGUCUGUGAACAUAUUCAUAGAGACAGUUCUCCUGUUCUUAAGAGCCCAAUUGAUAAUACUUCAAGAACAAUUCAGAAGCUUCCACAAAGGCGCCGACGAGGCACCAAUCGCCAAUGCCGACCAAGUAAAUCACCAAGGUUUGAAGAAGCUGUGCAUCAGUCAUCGGAAAUUGAUCUAUUUUUUGGCGAGUUUCAACGAUUCCUUGAAAUUUAUAAUGCUCUUAGAGUACGUCGCGUCUUCCCUAAUAAUUGCAUCAUCGAUUCUAGAGGUUCUCGGAGGACACAAUGUGCCCUUCAACGCUGGCUUUGUGGUGACCAAUUUCGGCGGAUUAAUGCUUCUAUCGUGGAACUGCAAUGAAAUCAUGGUCCAGAGUGUCAAAUUGGCAACUGCGCUCUACGAGAGCAAAUGGUACGAGCAGGACAAACAAAGUAACGCUUUGCUUCAAAUAAUGAUGAUUCGGUCGCAAAAACCGUUAGUCAUUACAAUCGGAUCAUUCGGUCCGAUGACUCUGGACGCGGGAAUGUCCCGAAUGCGGCUUGCAUAUUCUUACACUACAGUUUUAGGAAGCAACUUUUGAAGUACACAUGGUAAUUAUUUGUAAGGCCCUAAAGUCGAAAAUUUCGUUUUUCGAUUAACUUUGAAUAGAUGUAGAAUCUUUUAAACGCCAUUUUUCCGUUGGUUGAAAAAUUGAAAUACCCAAUUGUGUAAAAUUUAUAAAAUACAGAAUGCAAUUAUCACAUUAAAUUUGUUGUAAUUGACGACAAAACAAAUCGAAAUAUAAAAGAAGCAGUAACGUAUCGUAUAUUUUGACAUUUCCUUAAAAUAAGCCUAUAAAAUCCUAUCCUACCUGUUCAGAAGCCACGUGAAACGACAAUGUGAAUAAUUUAAGAGCAGAUAAUGCUAAAAUUACUACCUUGGGGUUUAUUGUCGGGAUUUGAGGGUUACUUUCGCGGCGUGUGUAAUUUUAGAAAUAAAUAGUUUUAGCAAAUCUUUGCCUUAUAUGAAAAUGCCGCCCAGCGGCUUGCGUGUUUCUGCAAACCAUUCCCUAAACGAAGAAUGUAUUAACAAAAGUUUUUUUUAUUAGUAAUUAAUGACUUAAUUAGAUUGAUCAACCAGCAUUUAUCAAAAAUUUACCAUAAAAUGUUUUAGUUCUGAAACGCACUAAGAAAAAUUCACAACUUUAAUCACUUAAUCUACUGCAGUAAUUCUAUACAACA